Molecule: messenger RNA, 1971 nt
Organism: Papaver somniferum (opium poppy)
Lineage: Eukaryota; Viridiplantae; Streptophyta; Magnoliopsida; Ranunculales; Papaveraceae
Exons: 1
Coding region: 1-1971 (656 amino acids)
Biological process (GO): proteolysis
Molecular function (GO): aspartic-type endopeptidase activity
Source: RefSeq, a predicted model, not a curated record
AUGACAAUCGGUGAGAAACAUACUAUUAACAGUGUUCAUACACUUGCUCAAGAAAACUCAACUGCAAUCCAAGAAAUUCGUGAUCAAUUGAAGGUUCUUUCUACAGAAUCAACUGCUCGUGCUGCUACUGAGGCUAGAACGAACGCCAAUUUUGACCGUAUCUUCAAAGCCUUACAACUUCUGCUACCUCCUGAGGCACAAUCUGAUGAAAUGAUAGAUCCUGGUUCUCAUCAAGAUUCAUCAAAAGGAUCUAAUGGAAAUCGUGAGCUGAUCCAUACUAGUAAGUUUUCUAGAACUCCCAAGGUAGAUUUUCCACGAUUUGAUGGAACUAAUCCAAGGGGUUGGGCUCAAAAAUGUGAACGUUAUUUUGCUUUUCAUAAUUUUGCCGAGUCAGACCGAGUUGAUAUGGCUGCAAUCCAUUUUGAUUCUAAAGUAGAUUCAUGGUUCUUAAAUUAUCAGCAGGGUAAACAUAAAAUGUCUUGGGACACAUUUAUUCAUGAUCUGUGUGUUAGAUUUGAGGACGUUGCACAUGACAAUUAUGUUGGUAGUUUUAACAAGUUAUCUCAGAGUACUAAAGUUGAGGAUUAUUAUGAUAGAUUUGAGCACUUUAAAGCUUUUAUGGUAGCUAAUAAUCCAACAUUACCUGAAUCUUUCUAUACUCUGAGUUUUAUUAGUGGUUUGAAGGAUGAAAUCCGCACUACAGUUCAAAUGUUUAAGCCAGAAGAUACUUCUCAUGCUUUUUACUUAGCUAGAAUGCAGCAUGCUUCUCUUGUUAACUCUCCAAAACAACUCAAGUACCCUUCUAGACCAUUCAUUCCUUCACCUAUCUCUAUUCCGCAGAAUUCAUCCACCGCCAAACCGUUCUUUUCUACCUCUCAUAAUAUGAAUAAACCUUCUACUUCUUCUUCAACCCCUUUCAUUACUCACCCACCUACACCUACAAAAACUGACCCUCCACUUCCACCAAUUAAAAAUCUUACUCCUCAGCAAAUGAAAAUUCACAGAGAUAAAGGUCUCUGCUAUAACUGUGAUGAGUUCUACAGGACUGGCCAUAUCUGCAAAACUCAACAGUUAUUUAUGCUUGUUGCUAAUGAAGAGGAACUCAGUGACCAGAGUGACUUAUCAUCACCUUAUGAGCAUAUGACAGAUUCCCCUUCUAGUUCAGAUACAACCAUGGAAAUUUCUUUACAUGCCUUGACAGGCACUACUGUUCAUGACACUAUUCAUAUUGCAGGACUUCUCACUAAUCAGCAUAUUAUGGUCCUGAUUGACACAGGAAGUACACAUAGUUUCAUCGAUUCUAAAAUUACAGAUAAGCUUGGUCUCCACGUAUCCCCUACAGGUCAUAUACUCGUUACUGUUGCCAAUGGAGAUAGCACCAUCACCAAAGGUAUAUGUCGAGGCCUUCAAUGGGAAAUGCAGGGUUACAAAUUCUCUGCUGACUUACGAGCUCUCCCUCUCGGUGGUUGUGACAUGGUGCUUGGCGUAGAUUGGUUACGACAGCUAGGUGAUGUAACUUUCAACUUUUCCCAACUGAAAAUUUAUUUUAUACAUCAAGGGUAUCCAAUUACAUUGACUGGGAGAUCUUCUAAGCCCUCUCUUAGUCUUAUCAGUGCUACUACUCUUAAGAAGUUCUUCAAGAGUAAAGCCCCUGACCUAAUUGGCCAAUUUUUUCAUGUUCAUGCUACUCCUGUGCAACAACUUCCUAGUGAAGUUUCAACCUUACUAGAUUCAUUUGUUGAUGUAUUUUCAAAACCCACCCAACUGCCACCUUCUCGUCCAUUAGAUCAUAAGAUUCCACUUAAACCUAAUUCAACACCUGCUUCACAAAGACCAUAUAAAUGUCCCUUUAUUCAUAAAGCUGUAGUGGAACAGCUUGUCCAAGAAAUGCUAUAUGCGGGGUUGACUCAAAAGAGUCAUAUCCCUUUUGCUGCCCCAAUUAUUUUGAUUAAUAAGAAGGAUGGAACGUGA